AUGCGAACCAAUGAGGACUUUAUCAGCAGCGUUCAGAGUACCCAGUGCCCACACUAUGAAAAUGCCUGCCUCCCCCCAACAAUACCUCAUGGAAAAUAUGAUAAAGCAGAAGAGGGUUGGUACAAAGAACAGGACUUUAUUAGGAUACAAUGUGACGAUGGAUAUGUACUCAGUGGCAACCAUAGACCCACUUGUAGAAGUGGAAACUGGAGCUCUUUGCCUGUCUGUGAGAGAAGGAAAUAUUCAUGCAGUGAGCCUCCAAAAAUCUCUCAUGCAGUCAUAAUUCAUCCAUACCAGGAGGUGUUUUCUGCAGGUUCAAAAGUGCAGUAUGAGUGUGAAAAAGGUUAUACUCAAAAGGGCAACAGUAUCAUCGUCUGUGAACAAGGACAAUGGUCUGCAGGGCCAACAUGCAACGAAUCAUCAGCAGAUCAGGUACACCCUGCAUCAGACGCAGACGUCCAGCCUGAGGGGAGAGAAGCGUCCUGUGUAAUGGAUCCUGCAAGAUAUGCUCGUUAUGCUCUUGAAGCAGCUGAACCUGAACGCAUGCACGAUGGACAAGAAAAAUAUUUUUCUUGUACUACAAGAGGCUAUCAUGCCUAUGUUCGGUGUACUAACAGAAAAAUAACUUUGACCAGUUGUUGUAAUGACUAUGGACGUCAAUAUUAUAGAUCAUGCUACGAACUCAGAGAACCCAACUGACAACAUGACUUUUCUGAAACACUUCAACCAGAACCUGCAGAGCAACAAUGAAACAUGUUUCUUUUCUUUGUACAGUUUUGGGGCUGAUUGUUCUUUAAACACCAAACUGUCCAUAAAUAAUUUGAACUUUUCAUGCA
Molecule: messenger RNA, 836 nt
Organism: Pelmatolapia mariae (spotted tilapia)
Lineage: Eukaryota; Metazoa; Chordata; Actinopteri; Cichliformes; Cichlidae
Product: coagulation factor XIII B chain-like
Exons: 7
Coding region: 1-699 (232 amino acids)
Source: RefSeq, a predicted model, not a curated record